This is a messenger RNA of Theobroma umbraticum, 911 nucleotides long. Its product is annotated as bidirectional sugar transporter SWEET9-like. Gene Ontology annotation, biological process: carbohydrate transport. The record is from RefSeq and is a predicted model, not a curated record. Gene Ontology annotation, cellular component: membrane. Gene Ontology annotation, molecular function: sugar transmembrane transporter activity. Lineage: Eukaryota; Viridiplantae; Streptophyta; Magnoliopsida; Malvales; Malvaceae.
UUCAGUCUUUUCACGUAAUCAACUGCAAUUCUAGAAUGGGAUUCUUGACACCUCAUCAUCAGCUGGCUUUCAUAUUUGGUCUCUUAGGUAACAUUGUUUCGUUCUUGGUGUUCUUGGCACCAGUGCCAACUUUCUAUCAAAUUUGCAAGAAAAAAAGUGCUGAAGGUUACCAUUCAAUUCCUUAUAUUGUUGCACUUUCCAGUGCAAUGAUGUUACUGUACUAUGGUAUACUUAAGACGAAUGCGGUUCUGAUCAUCACCAUCAACGUCAUAGGAUGUGCUAUAGAAAUUCUCUAUCUAGUUUUAUACGUUAUAUAUGCUCCUAAGAGGGACAAGGUUUCAACAAUGAAGUUCAUACUGCUGUUCAACAUGGGAGGCUAUGGCUUGAUCAUGUUACUCACCAAUUUAUUAACAGAAGGGUCCAAACGUGUGGCUGUCAUGGGAUGGAUCUGUGCUGUUUACAAUGUUGCCGUAUUUGCUUCUCCUUUAAGCAUUAUGAGACAUGUCGUAAGGACUAAAAGUGUGGAACACAUGCCAUUUUCUCUUUCCCUUUCCCUCACGUUGUGCGCCACGAUGUGGUUCUUCUAUGGACUCUUCAUGAUGGAUUUCUUCAUUGCAUUGCCAAAUGUGUUGGGAUUUUUGUUUGGAAUAGCUCAAAUGAUCCUUUAUGUCACAUACAAGAAUGCAAACAAGGAUGUUGAAAUGCAGCAAGAAGUAGAUAUAGAGUUAAAGGUCAGCUCAUUGGAGGACGCAAAUCCAUGCAAAGCAGAUCAGCAACAAGAAUCAGAGAAGCUUGUUGAAUCAGACAUGAUGAAUAAUAUUUGGUUACGUCAAUGGAGAAACAACAAAUCCAAAAUUGAAAGACAAAGUUCCAUGUCAAGGAUGCAAGACAGAUACCUUGUCUGGAGGGAC